UACCAGUUCAUCUAGCAUCCAUGUGUUCGAUAAGAUGCAAUGCUGAUUCGCAAAUUCAUCGCAACGUUGGAAACCCUGGCUGCCAAGACCGCCCGGUUCCCAUUUCGAGUGGAAACUGUCAUGACGCGGGGAAUUCCGCACAAACAGCCCAUAGCGACGAUACGUAAUCAUGACAAAUUGCUAGCCGUAUAAAACUUGAAGUGAAAUUGAGCGAUGGCUGUAACUUCUUCAACCCUAACCAAACAUGUCAGCGUCAGUGUGCGCUGCGCUCGCCUCCAAAGUCUCGAGUACUCCGGGUACGGCCUUUCUUGGGCCGGGACUCGUAGGCUCGUCCUUUUUCUUUUUUGCAAACAUUGGAGAAUCCUUGAGUGGUUCGCUCCGUACGAUUCUAGAAUCAGAUGGCCGGGACAAAACAGGAUUGAGUGUGUCGAAAGCCGUUGAGCUUUGGGGGUUCGUGCAUGGAAAUGCAGCUCGAUAUUAUCCGCUAAGUGCCACAAUUGCCGCCCUGUCAUUCUUGGCGGCGGGCUUGCUAUCCCCACCAUUAGCCGGGGGGUCCAGUCUUAAACCUCUCCUCUUCACUGCCUCUGCUGCAGCAUUUGCUCCUCAUCCAUGGUCAGCCCUUUUGAUCUGUUCUAUUGAUAGAAGACUCCUCGCUCUACGCGACCGUAUACAGGAAAAGAGCUCAGAGGGACGAAGUCUUAGCGAGGCCGAGGAGAAGGAAGCUGUGGAACUUUUCGACAAGUGGAAGAGAUUGCAUCUGUUCCGGAUCAUUGCAAGCUUUCUCUCUUGGGGGCUUGCGGUAAUCGCUAUCUUCCUCGUCUAGGAGUAUUGUGCAUUCUUCAAUAAGGGUGGGUUACGUGCACUGUGGUUUAGGUCGGCGCCGCCUUCGACUCGAUGACGAGCCUGUGCCGUGCUGGACCUUAAUUACCCGCUCAACAAGUUGCUAUUGAUUGUAUUUUGUAUCUCGAACUUGUAUAUCUAUUUACUUCACUCCAUUUGUUGGGUCACGUCGCCAGUGCCCGAGUCUGACUCGUCCAAGGCUUAGUUGUUGCUCAUCCGCAGCGC
Cantharellus anzutake is the source of this 1065-nucleotide messenger RNA. RefSeq lists its product as uncharacterized. Bases 245 to 823 code for a protein of 192 amino acids. The transcript has 4 exons. Lineage: Eukaryota; Fungi; Basidiomycota; Agaricomycetes; Cantharellales; Hydnaceae. The record is from RefSeq and is a predicted model, not a curated record.